Messenger RNA from Nylanderia fulva, 5035 nucleotides. RefSeq names its product Protostome-specific GEF (gene PsGEF). Gene Ontology annotation, molecular function: protein binding. Gene Ontology annotation, cellular component: plasma membrane; nucleus. The record is from RefSeq and is a predicted model, not a curated record. Lineage: Eukaryota; Metazoa; Arthropoda; Insecta; Hymenoptera; Formicidae.
CCGACACCUCGGUGCUUUACGAUAUUUCGUGACUCGAACAGUGUCGACGAUCGAAAUCAAACCGUAACCGUGCUAUGUGGAACACUGUGUUCUCGAAAAAGUGAUUCGUUAUCGGUUCCAGUGUCGGAUGUUUAGCUGAACUUUUCGGCGCCAAGGACGCAUAUCCAGAGAUGCUGAAGUGGACGGUCUCGAGAUCGUUGUCGACAACUAGUUCGACGCCUCACGGUCCGCCCACAUUAAAUAAGGCACCUCGCCGGCCCUUCCGAGACUUGUCCAACACACCACCGACCUCCGCUAGUUGUCGGACCAGACAAGUAUCUACACAGAAUGUGUCGAACACGUCCAGGACGACGCCGGCUCGAAGGAGAAGGUGCAGGAGUCACGGAACCGACUUGAGAACGUAUUUUCAGGCGUCGAAGCCGCAUUUGAGGUCGAAUAAACGUCAAUCCUUGUCGCAAGGAGCGGAGAAUUCGGCGACGACCGAAAGUUUUUAUCAAAGCACACCGAGAGUAGACACCGAUAUCGGGCCUCUCACGUAUUAUCCACCCGGUAGCAAGUGUUCUACCGCGCUUACUUUACCAACGGAUCCCUCGCUCUUCAUGAACAAUCGCGCCAAGAACUUCCCGAGCGACAGCGAGCUACCGCAGAAUGUCGUCAACGAGGCGAGAGCGAAUCUACAGUCGCACGUCUCCGAUUUCUUUCAACAAAUCUCGAUGGCCACCAGCCCCGAGGACGUAAUGGAAACGGGUUCGGUGCCCCUGGAGACGAAAACCAAGGUCUAUUCUCAGAACGUCGAGCAAAAGCUACGUUCGGUGAAAACGCCCUAUCUACCGAAACUGGCGAGGAUCACGAAGAUACAUGCGCGAUGUCGGACGCCCUAUCACACGAAACUCGCUCAGGCAAUCAGCCCCUUCAAGUCGAAAACGGCUCAAGGACAAACGCCGCUUGUCGGCAAGUUGUCGAGUCUCACCAUAGAUCAGGACUUGUCCAAGUACGAGAACAUGGACAACACCGUGAAAGAGGUGCUUCACAGAGAACAGGAGAUAAAUUUCGGAAGCAAAACCGUGGCGGAGAUUCUUCUGACCAACGUCGAAGAAAGGAACAAGAUUCUAGAAGCGUGCGACAAGCAGUCCGAAUCGAAUAUGACAGAUCACAUAUACGAGACUAUUCCCGAGCAGGAGGAGGUGGCGGAGGAGGAACUGUCACCGGCGCGCAAUGACAGUUCUAUAUUAUCUGUCAGUCAACUUCUGGAAGAUCCCUCGCCAAUGUCCUGGGCUUUUGCGUCGCCGUUGAACGAUCUAGAGGGUGAGUUCACCCUGAAGAGACAACGUGGCAUUCGUCGGAAACGUCCGCGAAAGGACGGCGACAAAGCGAUGGAUGGCAAACGGGCCAAGAGGACGUGUAGUCCUUCGGCAACAAACGAGAACCAGGACACCCUGAUCGAGGCCAUUAACCCGAACGUGAAGAAACUCGUGUUAGAGACGGAUCUGGACGCGACAUUGGACGAGAAGCAUCUACCGGUCACGAAAGCGUUUUUCUGCGGUGCUAAGGAAGAUCGUAAGGAAGAGGACGUUAACAGGAAGGCCGGUUUCUGGGAUCUUGACAGUCCCAAGUCGUCCAUGACGGACGACCUGUAUAGCACGAAAUCGUUUGCCACUUCUGUAUCCACAACACCGGAAGUCCCCUUAGUCGCGACUGUCAGAAGAUGCUUGAAGUUUAGUCCCGAGAGUGAACCGACGAGAUUUAACUGUUGUGGUUCGAUCGAAAUCGAGUGCUCCCUUGUGGCGGAGAAUAUACAUGUUCAAGUGAUAAGGUGCAAGGAUCUGAGGCGGGCGUACGAGGGGCCGGUGCACGCGUAUGUAAAAGCGAGUUUGAAGAAUACUAGUGGCGAAGGGGUCGUCAAGACCGCAGUCCACCGCGCCACGCCGAAUCCGGUGUUUCGCGAGACUCUGAUACUACCCUGUCCGACGUACAACAGUCACUGCACCGGUCACAGGCCCACGUCCCUGGACAUCGCCGUCUGGCACCGGGAUCGUCGUGCGAGACGUAGCGAGCUGCUGGGCUGCAUGACUCUUCCUCUGCCGCUGUCCCAGGAUAAGGAAGCAACAUGGCACCCUCUAGAAGCCGGAUCCGUCCGAAAUACGAGCACCCCUUUCGCGGGUGUACCUCAGGAUUGCGUCGUGUCGCCUCCAUUGUCCAAGGACGGCGAGCUAGAUAAUAACAACUCAGGGACAGACGAUUUGAUGUAUCUGAGACACCUGGAGUUGGAACCGGUCGAUCCACUGACAGGUUUACCUCUACACCCGGGUUUCACCGCGAAGGGCGGCAGAACACCUUGUACUAUUACCAGAAGGCUGAUAAGGCAAACUACGGGAAAUCAGAUUCCAUGGGGGUUUUCGUUAUCAUGGGGCAGGCCACCGCGGGUGGAGCGCGUGGAUCCGGGAAGUCCGGCGGAACGUUCCGGCUUAAAGCCGGGCGAUCAUGUAGUUUUUGUAGAAAUGACGAACGUCGUGACGAGACCGCGGGAUGAGAUCUUGGGCCUUAUUCAGGCCGCCACGAAUCAACUGGUGCUGGAAGUAUACCGCAAAGGAGGCGCCCAAUCGUCUGCCAUCCACAGACCCAGCUCGGUCAACGCCACCCUUCAGAAUCCCUCCGACGUUCCCAAGAGCCAACACACGGUCACGUUCAACGCCGAGCAGGUCUUCCCGACUCUGACACCCGACGCGUCGCCCGAGGAGGAAUUAUCUAUACGCGAGACUAGGUACUGGAGCGUCCUGAAAAACGGAAACACACGUUUCAUGGUCCCGCUAUGCGAGCGACGCGACGUUCUAUCGGCAGCAGACUACCUGAUCCUGUUCCAGAAUCUGGACGAGCUACUCAAGCUAUCCGAGGAGAUCAGAGACGAGGGCGGCGGUGUCGACAGCUAUCUCUGUAGAGUUCCUAAAAUCACAGCUGCCUACCGAAGAUACCUCAGUGGCCUACAACGUGCCUGCUGCCUCCUGGUCGCUCUCAGACGGAACGCGGCCUUCGCCAAGCUGGUCUGCGAGCCUGCUGUGCCACACAAACGGCGUCCCGAUCUUACCGGGGUGCUACUUCUACCCUUAGAACACUACAGAGAGAUGACGAGAUUGUUGGGUCAGGCAUCUCCGCGGAGUUGCCAACAAGCAAGAGAUUUGGCCCACGGCUAUAGAGAAGCUACAGCUAACGCUGGUGUUAUGGAACCGCCGCGAGACACCGGAAGACCUCUGCUGAGUUUGCAAGAGGUGGAAUCUCGACUAGUAUUCGCAAGAUGCAAGCCAUUUACCUUAGCAAUGCCAGGAAGACAAUGGCUCUUCGGCGGCGCCCUCGCCAAGGUCGAAGGUCGCGCGCGCAUGCAGCCAUCCUGGGCUUUGCUGUUAACCGAUCUUCUGGUGUUCGCGCGAGUCUCGCGGGAUCGCGUGCUUUUCGUGACCGAGGAACCUCUGCGACUAUCGAGCAUCGCCGAGGCGUGUUUCACCGUGAGAAAACGACCGACGGAAUUUCGGUUACAGGUCACCGUAAACCCAAACGCGGAGAACGGCCACGUCGAGGUGGUGAACAGCGGCGGCUGCAGCCCGCACAGUCGACCCCGAAGACGCGUUCUCAUCUUUCGAGCGCCUACCGCGGAGCUCAAGGCCGUCUGGCACAAUCUUCUUCAACGGCAAAUAAUCUAUGUGAAUACAGGCUGUGGUUUGAACUCGUCGGAUCAGGGCAGCCCAGAAGAGAGUCCGAUUGUUGGUAAUAAUUUCACCACGAUCAGAGAAUCCACGGGAAGUCCACAGAUCGUGAGAGAGCCUCAACAACGUGACGAGGAGGAGAAGGAAUCGCAAUCCGGCGAGAGCUUGGACACGAUCCUGAAGAAUUCACGGGAAAACAAUCACCUGGCUCAGUGGGUGCGCAAUUCGCAUCAGAUUCCUCCUCCGGAUAACGAAAGUUCACUGGAAGAAUGGACGGCAGAGGAAUUGGCAGCCCGAACCCCUCGAGAAAGUAACAGCAGGUCGACUAGUCAGGACACUGCGACGGAAGAGAUUACGACGGCAAAUUCCGACGCGGAACAACAAAGUACUGCGUCGAGCGCAAGUCUUAGUACCGUGAAAUCGAACAGUAUGACGCGGAAGAACGGCAGUCACGUGUCCUCGAAGGAGAAUUCAACGAGCUCUAUCAGUAUUUGCCGAAGGUGCCAUAGAUCGGGUUGUCCUACUCCACCAUUGCAGAGGGACCCGUUCUCCCCGUUACCCCCGAAAAUUUCUGUUCUUCCACCGACCCCCGAUUUCUGCACGAGACACAGACUGCAUAGAAAUGGGUUGCACGAUAGUCCAGGACGUAACAGUCCUAUUUACACGUCUGCGGAUGGCAACACCGAAGAUGGUAGCGAGGAUGAUCUCGAUUGUGACGGAGAACCCCCUUAUAGAGCUCUAAGACGGUUCGGUACGAUGAGCAGUCUGGAUCAAGAUGACGAGUUAGAUGAACAGGGAGAAGACGACAACCGGGAUUUGGAGUCGCCACCAUCCGGCUUGAGAGCGUGGACCGCCCGAGCGAGCAGUUAUGUCGUUAGCAAGAUGGUUUUAUUGGAACAGCUCAGCGAGGGUGUCGGUGGUUAUCUUUUGCAACCACCGGUACCCCCGGAGCGAACCGAGUUCUCGUUGGAUCCGAACGACGAGGAGGGUACCACAUCCGGGGCUACUUCCGGCGACGAUAUAUGGGGCACGCCGACUUCCGGCGGACCGGACGAUGAAAGUUUCACCGCUAACUCGCCGCCACCGAACGGCAGCGGCGGCGCGAUGAACACCGGCGAGGACAAUUACGGCCUAAACCUGUCGGCGGAGGACGACGCCGAUCAGGAAUCGGAGAACGAGGAUUGCUCGCUGCCGGAGCUGAGCAUGGACCAGCUGCUGGGCGGCGGCGGUAGUCUAGGUUCUUUGCGCUGCUUCCUGGGUAGAAGACGGCUGGAGCCGCUGCCGGAAGAGGAGGACUCGCCCGGCAGCGGCAAGCACCAGGUCGGAUGGUGGUGACAGCG